This is a messenger RNA of Micropterus dolomieu (smallmouth bass), 15897 nucleotides long. RefSeq names its product ring finger protein 213b (gene rnf213b). Bases 93 to 15551 code for a protein of 5152 amino acids. Gene Ontology annotation, biological process: sprouting angiogenesis; ubiquitin-dependent protein catabolic process; negative regulation of non-canonical Wnt signaling pathway. Gene Ontology annotation, cellular component: membrane; nucleolus; cytosol. Gene Ontology annotation, molecular function: ATP hydrolysis activity; metal ion binding; ubiquitin-protein transferase activity. The record is from RefSeq and is a predicted model, not a curated record. The transcript is spliced from 65 exons. NCBI's taxonomy places the organism in Eukaryota, Metazoa, Chordata, Actinopteri, Centrarchiformes, Centrarchidae.
AUCUGCAGCCGGGCCGUGCAAACCUGCUGACCAGCUGAAAAGAGACAGAUAACAGGGAAACAGGGACUCCCCUGGCAAAAGAGUCCCUACAGAUGGAGGACGGAGCAGGAAACCUCCCCAGUGCCACUGGGUCUAAUGUGGAAACUCAGUCAAAGGAGGAAGUUGCAACCAAAAGAGUUCAUAAAAGAAAUAAGGAACAAGGACCAACCGAUCUCAGCAGAAAAGCUCGAGACAAAGAGAGAAGGAAAAGGAGGAAUCAAAGAAGAAAAAAGAGCACCUCAAACGUAAAAGGAGAUGCAGGUGGCAAAGGUGAAAACACAGACACUAGCAAGAUAGAGGUUUUGGAGACUACAAGCAUCCAAACUCAGGAGAGUGUGCCGAUAGAAACACAACAUGUCAAUCCCCAAGCGGGAGCCACGUUAGAAAACAGUGGAGAACAACGCCUCAAAGAUGCUAAGAUGGUGCAAGCUCAGACUCAAACAAGGAAACUUAAAGGUAAAGACAAAUCUGCUCAAACUCAGGUUGUUAUUCAGAGCGACCAGGAAACACAGACAGAGUUACCUGUGCCAAAACAAGACAACACAAACGACCAGAACAGCGCUGCUGAGUCACAGCUUAAAGAAGAGAAAGACUCACCUGAACCCAAACUGCAAGACGACAACGCUGUUCAGACUCCACUGAGGCAAAAUGAAAGUCCAGACAGUGACAGAGCAUCGUCAGAUUCAGCCAAGGAUGUAAACCUCAAGAAAGAGUCAAAGUCUAAAGAUGAGAAUCCGUCUGCAGGAACCUCAGUUGAUCCCACAGACUCCGAAGCUGACAAGGGUGCCAAACCGAAGUCUUACGCCAGUGCUGUGUCUUCAAAACAGUCCAGUAUGGAAGCUUCCAAAGCAGCAGAUAAAAGCACAAAACCAUCCCAAAGCACACGGGAUCGGAGCCCCGUGAGACCUCCACCUGGUGCUCCCAUGUUCACCUUUCACAUCUACGCUGUGCUGGACAAAAAGUUUAGAUUCAACCAAAAAGAUGACACGCUGGUGCUGUUUCAUGAAGGAAGAUUUUUGCCCUUUGAAAUGAAGCAUUUUGUUGGACUAAAAGAUGGAGGUUAUCUGGUAGAAGCAAGUCUUUCCAUCGAAGAAAGCCACCUGUGGAGAGGCAUCUGGUUGACUUAUUGGUAUGGUGUAAAGCAACGACAAAAAGACAUAACAGGAAUUACCAAAAGACGCGUUCAAAUUCCAGUCGACUCCAACAUUAAAGAGUUGCAUCUUUAUGAGGGCUUCAUUAGUCGGAUGGAGGCUGGUUCCACUAUGCAAAGUUUGUUCCAAAGUGGCCUUCACAUGGUCGGCUGGAAGAAAUCAAAAGGUGUAGAGAUAUCAGACGCCUGGCAGGCCUCUGCGAGAGAUCUGCGCAACUACAUCUUCCAGAAAUGGUCCCCGUCAGACAGACAGAGCACGGAGAGCUUGUGUCUCAACUUGAUGCAUUUUAUGAUGAGUCUCGGUUCUGCACAUACAAGGAUGACAUUCCCAGACGACACACAACCUCCCAUGGUCAAGACGUCAGAGCUGGUUUCAGAGACUUUGGUUCAGAUCUUAAAAGGACAGCCGAAGGAGAAAGACAGAUGGAGGAGCUCCAGUCCUCUUGUUCUGGGCCUGUCUGUUUUCCAGGUGACCAGAAAGUGUAACAUCAACCUUGGAGUGAAAGGCUGGGCUGAGCUGUGUCUGCUGGUGUCCUCAGAGACCGCAAUGGACAAGAAAGACCUGGACGCGUUGCUCACUUCUUUCCAAAGUCCACAACAUACUGUGUUGGGUCUCAUAAACCACUGUGCGCAGCAGAUGGUGUCGGAGCUCGUUCUGCUCGUUCCUCUGCUCUUCAGACUCAGACAGCCGGGAGCUGACGCAACAAAAGUGGGUCCAUCUGUGGAGGAGGAGAACUGGUCUGGACUUCAAAAUGUCUUUUUCUGCAGGUUCAGGGAGAAUAUCCAGUCCCACCCUGACAAAAGGAAGAGAAUGCUGACUUUGAUCAAGACAAACUUGGCUGAAGAGAUGCCUCUGCUCCUGAUGGGCUGGUUGUCUCUGGUCGCUUUUGAGGACCUUCCUGAAUUUUCAGAGCUGACAGGAAUACAUGCAGAACACCUGAUCCAGAGUCUGUUGUACAGACUGCAAAAAUGUGGAGAGGAAAUGGAUAACAACAGAGCACAGGAGAACGUAAAGCACACUCAGAAAACCUUGACCCAUAUACUGCUGAAGGUAGACAAAGAGACGGACAGAAUGACUGAGUCUGGAAAUAUCGUGGCAGCCUUCGAGAGCAGCAUCAGUGUGUUGAAGCGCACAUGUGGAAUCGCACGACUCGUCCCGUGGUACCAGGCCGUAGUCCUGUCCUACCAGCUAGCGUUGAAACUGGCAGAGAUUUUGGAUGCUAAACUGAGGAAAGAGUCCUCGGAAGAGGAGUUUGAGACCUCAAAGCAGAAACUCUUGGCGAAGCUUCGUGCCGUGCAGCAGCGAGUCAGUGAAUGGAGAGAUGGAUUGCUGAAAAAAACCCUUGUGAUGACGCAAUCGCUCACCUACCCGAAGGAAAUUGAGAUGUGGGAUGCACUGCUGAAGGUGGAAUGCUCGCUUGAAGAAGUUUCAUCCACGUGGAGGAUCAGCCUGAAAAAAGACCUGACAAAGAGGAUUUCCAAGGCAAGUGAGGAGGAUCAAGUGCUGGUCUGCUGCCUUGAGCCGUCCAUGGCAGGUAUAAAGAAAAGCCAUGAGGUUGUACAAACCUGUUUCGACGAGCUGUGUCAGUCUGCUAUCAAGACAAUCUGCCAGAGAGGGAAGGAGGGCGACCUGAUGCGGAGUCUGAGCUCUAAGGUGAAGGUUCCCCCUGAUGUCGUCGUGUCUGCUGUUGUGGUGGAGUCAGCAGCACGAUUCAGAGACAACCCUGUUGUCCAGCUGCUCGAUCCACAGUCCGCCAUGAACCACCUGUUGUCUCACGGUGACUGGAAGUCGAUGCAGGUGGAUGACGCUGCAGAGCAGGUUGUCCACAGCUGUCUGGAGACAUUGCAAUCUCUGGUGGAGUCUCUGCUUCAAGGGCACGUGGCCCUGGGACACCUACAGACCUGCCUGAAAUAUAAAGAGCAGUUUAAGAGACUUCACCAGCAGUACAAGAAAAACACCAAAUCCGAGACCGUUCCUGUCAUGGCAGAGGUUGUUUUGGCUCAGAGAGAGCAGGAUUUGAACUCUUUCAUGCUGCGGAAACAGCAGAUGGACACACUGAUAAAGAUGAUAGCAAAGGUUACAGAAAGCAUCACUGUUCCUGAGAUAUCGACUCUCGAGAAGCAGCACAGUGCAGAUCUCCAGACUGUGAGCCUGAACAGGCUGGUGCUGGUUCAGUCCUUUGAUGCUGAGGGGAAGUUGGGGAUGACGGGCCCUCCGCAGAUCCUCUGGUAUAAAACCUGUCUGGAUGUCUUGAAAAUGGCCAGUGAGAUGCACAAACUCCAUCACAGCAGCCUGGUUCUGUCCUUCUGGGUCAAGGGGGCUGCAUCUUUGGCGUCAACGAGGCACCCCUGCCCAGCCCCUGUUCCAGUCACCCUAACACAGAUCUGUGAAAACAUCUGGAAACCACUACUGACAGAGUUCUGUCAGCUUGGAGUCAGCAUUGCAAAUGCUAGCAUCACUUUUAAGCAGCUCGAUCAGGUUUUGGUGGAGUCUGGCGACCAGGGAGACGGGAAACUAAUGAAGAAGGAGCUGAGUCUGAUGUCAGUGACAUUUAGUGAGUCAGGAACGUUCAAACCAGAGGAGAACUGGGUGGAGCUGAGACUCGGUCAGAUCCAGAAGUAUCGACAGCUCCACCAGGCAGCGGCUGCAGCCAGUGUGAUGCUGAAAAUAGCUGAAAAAAUGAAGCUUACUGGGAACUUCACGGAAAUUAACACUCUCGGCCAAAUGGAAGAAGACACAUUUAAGCAGAGGGCCCUGGGGACCCUUAGUGACGGCCUGUUUCGUGCCAAACAGCAACUCUCCACAGUCACCAAGCAGCACACUGACUGUCUUGAAGAGUUUCUAGCAAGCCAAACUCUGGUCAGCUGGGUCAGAGAGAACCUGAAAACUAUGAGCGAUGUGAAGGUUUAUGUCGAGCUGGCCUCCAUAUCUGCUGGAGAGAAUGACACAGAGAUCGACCAGGUGGCCUGCUUCCAUGAUGCAGUGAUGGGCUAUGCCCCUCUGCUCUACUCCCUCCCCCCUCAAGCUGGCUUUGAGGAGUUCAUUAAGUGUGCUCAGCAGGUGUGGGACACCCAAAGAAGAGAUGAGAAGCUACCAGACAAAUUGAGAGAGUCUACUCGAUUGCUGAGCUGGCUGAAAGCAUUAAAGGAGACCCACGGCUCUGUGGAGCAAUCCUCUCUCUCCCUGGCUUCUUCUAUUAAUGCUCAUGGAGUUUAUCACAUAGGAUGGUCUGAUGAAAACACAGACAAGAGAUGUCUACAAAACAUGGUACAUGUCACAGUGAGAAAGGGCAGAGAGGAGAAGAGCUACAAGCUUGAAGACCUGCUGGAGCUACAGAACAAGCUCAUGCUCAUGUCGUCCAAAGGGGAGCACGGCAGAGAACAAGUCAACAGGUUCACAGAGGUUUUUGAAGGAGUUCAGAGACUGGGCACCAUUCUUCUUCAGAUGCAAACAUCCGGCAACAUGCUCUUCAGGAAAUGGCAGGCUGAGGUCCAGUGCAGCCCACAACAGCAACCGUGUAUCAAAGUUACCUUCUUAUCCCUGAUGGGUAAAGAGAUGGUGUACCACGGCGAGGUGACCGAGCAGCUACGAAAGCUGGCUAACUCCAUGGAAAGCUGCCAAAAAGAAUGGCGUUCCUUCAUUAGUGAGAUGCGCUCCAACUUCAGUUUGCUGAACCACUACACCUCAGAGCAGCUGGUGUACCUGUGUCACUGGAUACACAAAGUGUGUGAACGACAGGUGCCAGCUCCUGCACAGUUAUGGCAUUUACUUUUUCCCAUAAAGCCUCAGUGCACUCAUACUGAUGUGAGAGUCGCUUACAGUAAUGCAGCAAGUAAAACCUCAGAGUUUUAUGAAUUGGAAGAUGUUGAGUUUGACAAUGAAGAUCAAGAUUACAAACCUUCUACGGACUUAACACCAGCUUCACCGGGACACUCUGAAGAGGACAUCGAAGAGGCCCGUGAUUUGAUGGAAUUUUCUUCAGAGGAUGAAGAUGAUGAUGCCGCGGAGGGCUCACCGCUCAGACACACUGAUGGCAUCAGGAAGUGCAAUGAGGACAGUCUUGAAAAGCUCUGGCGUAAAUUCAAGGACGACAUGCCACAGUACCUCAACGAGUACUUGGACAUCCCGUCUUUGGCCCAUUUCCUCUUUUGCCUCUCUGAAAUGAACCAGCAACACAUGAUCAGGAACCUUCCACUGGUUCUCCAGGAGGGAAAGCCCAAUCUUGUGGUUUGUCCCAGUGCAGAAGUUUUUACCACCAUCCUGUCUUUUUACAUGGAGAGUCCAGAGCAGCCUCUGCCAUCUACUGAUGAGGUUCUAGUCUGCAGAGAGGAAACCACAGAGGAGGAGGUGGAGAUCUUUCUCCGCAGAGCUCUUGGCCAGGGCUCCGGACAAAACUCGCAGAAGAUUUACUCUCUUGUCAAUCCAGGGCUGCUGGGAUAUGAUGUCAGUGUGGUUUUGGGGGAUCUCUUCGAGAGUCUUGAGAGAAGUGCCAACCCGCAUUACCGUUUGAUAAUAGUCAGUCCGGUUGAGCACCAGCACCGAUAUGUGCCCUCUUUCUUCAGCACUGACAAAGUACAGGCUGGUGUGAGUCUAACAGCAGAGACUGCCAGGAAAUAUCUACUUCACCACUUCAGACAAAGCAAGGUUCCACAAAGCCCUGUCUCACUGGUUUCUCCACAUCAGCUCUCAGUCUGGAUGGUGUCAUCUUUUCGCCCGGCAGUUGGGAAAUCCCUUUAUGUGGAUCGUUUGUUUGAGAAGUUCCAGCAGAUAUCUCCCAGAGCAGAACACAUUAGGAUCAGACUGAUUGAGCCAUGUGUUGAUACAGACUCCUUGAUUAAGAGUCUAUCAGAGAAACUGGCAAGCUUGAGAGAACAGGACCCUGUUCUCCUGCACAUUGACACCGCUGGAGUUCGUUCAGGUCUGGAAGAGCUCCUGUUCCAUCUGCUAGUUUUGGGCUGUUUGAGCGACAGCCAUGGCAUGCUGUGGAGAAGGAAUGUAGCUCACUUGAUCACUGUUGAGGUCAUGAGAACAUACACAUCCGCUCAAACCCAAACAAAAGAGAUGAAACUUGGACUUCUUGACAUUCUGCCUACCAUCCAAUGUAGACCUCCAAAAGAGGUGAAGCAGUUGUUGGCCAAUAGAGAUCUGUUGAGAAAACAGAACUUGGAUCCACUCAUGGAUGAGCAGGAGUUUUGCAGUGAGGGAAUUCAAAGACCUUACCAAUACUUAAAGCUCUACAAAAAAAAUCAGAAUCUGGAUCAUUUUAACUACCAGGAACGAUCUAUAACGGGGGAUCCCAGUGAUUGUGUCAAUCAUUUUCUGUCAUACUGUGGAAUGCAAGAUCCAUCUUGGGCUGAGCUGAAGAACUUCUCCUGGUUCCUCAAUGUGCAAUUGAAAGACUGUGAGAACUCAAUUUUCUGUGACCCAGAUUUUCUGGCUGACCAGCUACCUGGUUUCAAGGGCUUCAUUGUGAAGUUCAUGAUCCUAAUGGCAAGAGAUUUUGCCUCACCAUCGCUGAACACACCUGAACGUCCCAUGCCGCAAAUUGAAAACAGUUUGGAGGAUGACCUUCUUGCCCGUUUGACAAUUCGGAAGCAUUGGGAAAACGAGUCUCAUCCAUACAUUUUCUUCAAUGCUGACCGAUCCUCAAUGUCUUUCCUUGGCUUUAAUGUGCAGACAUGUCAGAGGCGAAAAACACUCAGUGCAGUUGAUCCUCACAGCAACAGGGUCCUGAUAGAAAAUGUGAUGUCAGAAGAACUUUUUCAAGGUUUGGAACGGCAAGGGAUCUCUCUCACUGAAGACUUUGAUAAGUUGCCCAGGGCGGACAAAAUCAGAAGGAUUUCAUGCGUUGUUGGUGCAAAGAAAGGAAUGCGUGACAGGAAAUUUGAUCCGGACCGAACAUAUGAGCUCACUGCUGACAAUGUGAUGAAGAUGUUGGCCAUACACAUGAGAUUCCGGUGUGGAAUUCCAGUUGUCAUCAUGGGAGAGACUGGCUGUGGAAAAACCAGAUUAGUCAGUUUCCUUUGUGCUCUGCAGAGGGAGGAAAGACCAGUACAGAACAUGGUACUUGUCAAGGUACAUGGUGGAACUACAGCAGACAUGAUUUACCGAAAGGUUAGGGAGGCAGAGAUACUUGCUGAGAAGAACAGUAGAAUGCACAAGCUAGACACCAUUUUGUUCUUUGACGAAGCAAACACCACAGAGGCCAUUUUUGCCAUCAAGGAAAUCCUGUGUGACCUAUCAAUGAAAGGGGAACCACUGAAGUCAGGCAGUGGCUUGAAAAUAAUAGCUGCUUGCAAUCCUUACAGGAAGCACUCACCUGAAAUGGUGGAACGUUUGGAACAGGCAGGUUUAGGAUACAGGGUGAAGGCAGAUGAAACAGAAGAACGCCUUGGCAAAGUCCCUCUGAGGCAGCUGGUGUACAGGGUUCAUGCUUUGCCUCCCAGCAUGGCUUCCUUGGUGUGGGAUUUUGGUCAGUUGAGUGAUUCAACUGAACGUUCCUACAUCAAACAAAUUGUCCAGAAGAUAGUUGACGACCAUCAUUUGCCAGUGGCCUGCAAGGACAUAAUAUCAAAUGUGCUUGGAGCCUCCCAGAAAUUCAUGCGAAGUCGGAAAAAUGAGUGCAGUUUUGUCAGUCUCAGAGAUGUGGAGAGGUCUAUGAAAGUGCUAGUUUGGUUUUACCAGCAUAGCGAAGUCCUUUUCAACAACUUUUCUUAUCUCCAUGAGGAUUACAAAACACUGAAGUGCUUGAUUCUUUCAGUUGGAGUCUGCUACUACCCAUCCCUGGUGGCCAAAGAGGAGUACCUCGCUGAAAUUUGUCAGUACUUUCCAGUUUUUUUCCGUUCUGCAGCAGCAUUGCAGGAAGAGAUUUCAUCCUGUCAAGACUUCUUCCUUCAAAACAUACAGACAAGGAAGACUAUAGCCAAAAAUGUUGCACUCAAAGAGAAUGUGUUUCUCAUGGUGGUUUGCAUUGAGCUCAGGAUCCCACUCUUUCUGGUUGGUAAGCCAGGCAGCUCUAAGUCACUUGCUAAAACAGUGGUUGCUGAUGCCAUGCAGGGCCAGAACUCCCACUGUGAACUAUUCAAGGAACUCAAGCAAGUUCAUAUGGUCUCCUUCCAGUGCAGUCCUCACUCAAGUCCUGAGGGGAUCAUAGGGACAUUCAAAAACUGUGCCCGCUUCCAGAAAGACAAAAACAUGGACGAGUACGUAUCAGUGGUGGUGCUUGAUGAGAUAGGAUUAGCAGAAGAUUCUCCUCAGAUGCCCCUGAAGACCCUUCAUCCUCUCUUGGAGGAUGGUUGCAUUGACAAUGAGAGGCCAGAUCCACACAUGAAGGUUGGCUUUGUGGGCAUUUCCAACUGGGCUCUCGACCCAGCAAAGAUGAACAGAGGAAUAUUUGUGUCCAGAUGGGAUCCAAGUGAAGAUGAACUUGUAGAAACUGCCAAGGGAAUUUGUUCAUCCUCCAAACAAAUUCUCCUGAAAAUCAAACAUCUCUUCCCAUCUUUGGCAAAGACCUUCUUAUGCGUCUGUACAGAGACCUCAAAGAAUCAGUUCUUUGGUCUAAGGGACUAUUAUAGCCUAGUGAAAAUGCUCUUUGCCGCAGUCAAAUCCACACAACAAGAACCAGAUGGCAGACAGUUGGUAGAGGCCAUCUUGCGUAACUUCAGUGGACAGCCAGAGGGUUUUGACCCUGUCAUAUUUUUCCAAGAGGUUCUCCAAAACUUAAUGGAAAUUCCCAGACCAAGCACCUUGGAAAUGGUGAAAAAGAAUCUUGAUUAUGACACCAAUCAGGAGAGCCGUUACCUCCUUUUGCUGACCACCAACAAUGCUGCUCUUCAUAUCCUUCAGCAACAAAUCUUUGCCAAAGGAGACUGUCCACCUCCUGAAAUUGUCUUUGGCUCAGGAUUCCCAAAGGACCAGGAAUAUGCCCAAAUCUGCCGUAACGUUAACCGGGUGAAAACUUGCAUGGAGACCGGACGCACCGUCAUCCUCCUCAACAUGCAAAAUCUUUAUGAAAGCCUGUACGACGCCUUGAACCAGUACUAUGUUUACCUCAGUAAGCAGCAGUACGUUGACCUUGGUCUCGGCUCCCACAGAGUCAAAUGUCGUGUCCAUACAAACUUCAGACUGGUGGUAGUGGAGGACCAAAAGAAGGUCUAUGAGCACUUUCCCAUGCCUCUCAUCAACCGGCUUGAAAAACACAGGGUGGAUAGGAGCACUGAUCUGGAACCAUGGCAACGCAGGGUUCUCCACAAACUGAAGGAGUGGUUGAAGGAAUUCUCAGGUGAGGCCUCAGAGGAUUUCAAGCUGUCUGAUAUUUUUGUUGGCUACCAUGGUGAUGCCUGUGCCAGUGCUCUCCUGCAAGCACUAGAAAUGAGAGCGCAAAAAGCUGAAGACAGUGCAGUACAACAGAAUGAAAAAGAUAACACACUGGAAGAAGAUGAACCAAAUGAAACACUUGAAUCAAAUUCAAACAGCCAGAAAGAGGUAACAGAUAUGGAGGACGAGCAGAUGGGGGAUGCAGUUGACAUAGAGAAUGGUGGAGAAGACAUUGAGUCACUGGAAAAGAAUGAUGAGGAAUCUACUGAGGUAUUUGAUGACGAGACUAAAGUGAUGUCUGAGAGCGAAGAAAUGAUGGAGACUGAAAACGAUGUUGGGUCUGCAGGGGAAAACGAGGAAGAAGUCUUGGAUUUAGCUAAAUGUCUCUUGUUGAACUGUGCCACCCCUGAUGCUGUGGUGAGGCUCAAGGAUUCAGAUUUAGCAAACCAGGAGAAGGAGAAGCUCCAGAGAAUGUACUUCCAACAGCAGCAUCACCACUCUCUCCGAGACUUCCUGGAAGAUUGCUUGAACAAGUAUCGGGGGUUCAGCAAGUUUCUAGAGAUAACAACGUUCUCCAGCUUGUUAACCAGAUCAGAUGUCAAGGUUGUAGCCCAUGCCCUAGGACUGCACACAGACACAAUCCUCCUGCUCUCUCUCCACCAGUUUGACACCGAGGUCUCCUUCUGCAACAAGAUACGGGGCUUCCUUCAAGAUGCUGGCCACUCUCUUCACAUCCUGUUAAUCCAGAUGGACCUCGAGGAAUCCCACUGCAGUGAUGAGCUCAUAGCAUCAGCAAAAUAUUGCACCAUGAAUUACCUGAUGUCACUGGAGGAUCAGACCUGUUGGGUGAUUUUCAUUGUGAAGGUUUCUAGGAUCCCAAGUCAGUCUCAGUACAUUGGUUUCCAAGGAGGAGUCUGGCACUCAGUACAUAUUGAUGACCUGAGGGAUUCAGAGGACAUGAGCUUAAACCUGUUGGGUUUUUGUGGAACUCUCAUUAGCAACCUACUCAACCCUGCACCAUCAGAACACCCUGAAGAUGGUGAAACAGUGAGGAAAACAAAUGACUCUCAGGCAGAUAGAGCCCACCUCCAUAGCCUAUCCCUAGUGAGAUCAUGUAUCCAAAAAGCUGUGGGUUUGCUGAGAGACACCAAUGGCGUUACAUCACGAAGCAUGCAGCGAAUGCACAUCCUUCUGACUCUUCUGGGAAAUCGUCAAGGGAAAAUAGGAGCUCACUUUCAGGAGGUGUUGUUGAGUAGACUGGCAAAGGCUCUGGCACAGAGAGAAGAAAGGAUGGGCUCGCCUAAGGAGUGGGUGAGCAGAGAAGCCAAGAAACGCCAGGCUCUGCAGGAGGGGGGAACUCUGAGACACACCCUGUGGCGCUGUCUUCAGUCCAGCGUGACUCCAGUCUUGGCCAGCAUGUUGGAGGUUAUGGACAGGUUUGCCAAUCUGGACCUGCUCUCUGAUGACAGGCUCAGCGAGGGCCUGAUAAAGCUGUGGUUGGACAUCCUGGAAGAUUCACAGAUUUUAGACCUAGCACCUCUCCAAAGCCCGAGCGAGUCAGACCAAGAGGUGCUUGUGAACCACUACUUCAUGUUGGAUGGUGAAGAACAACCCUGUGCUGCUGCUUUCAGCUGGCUCAUCCAAAUGCACCUUGAAAGCCUCUGGGAAGAAUCCGAAUUCAUGCCAGUAACAAGAGAAGAUGGCACAGAGAGGAUUCUCCAGUUUGUGAGCGCCUUCAACAACAGCAGGCUGGGCAGUCACUUACAGAAACUCUCAGAUGAGGAGAGACUGGAGUAUGGCCACUACUUUCUACAAGACUUUCUGCUGCUUUCUUUGAAGAUCAAGUCAAAGGACGAGCUUAGGGUGUUCACCAGGGCCAUGUUGGGCUGCGUGUCUGAGCUUCAGACAUCCAUGGGUGCCGUGACUGACCUCUCUCCUGCUUGGAUAAUGGCUGCUGCCAAACAUUUUGCCCCCAGACUGGACACACUCUGCCACAUAUUUCUGCUGCUGCCCCAGCUAGCCGCUGACGUCUUUCAGCAGGGGUCAAAGAGGGAGCCCCAAGAAAUGGUGGAGGACAUUUUAGCUCUUGGUGUCUGCGUGGAGCAGACCAGACUGCUGACUUUGACGUCCGUGCAAGAGUGCAAGUCCUUUGUGAGCAGAGUGGAGUUUCUGCAGCCAUGUCUGGAUAGGGUGUUUGGUCAGAGAUACAGUGCACUCUGUAGCCGUAGCACUGUGCAACAUCUGGACUCCAUCAGGUCACUGUGGCAGGGGAUGCUGGUUGUUGCAUCUUUCAUCCAGCACGUAAUUUUUAAAGUUAAACAGAAUGACUCAAGAUUGAAAGAACUGACUCUCAAACACUGCAACCUUCACCUAAAUCUGAUGCAGGCGUCACCUGAUGUAAGGAGCGUGGACACACUGCAGCAGCUCAUCCGGAUCCUCAAUUCUUUUCAUAAUGAGGGCAUCAGCAGGGAGCUGAGGUUUGGCAUUCAUUGCCCAGUUUGCCUGUCGGAGCUCACAGAGCCGUCCGUCCUGCCCUGCCAGCACGUCUUCUGUUUGCCGUGUCUCCAACAGUGCAUUCAGCCGCACAGACGUUCAUGCCCUAAAUGCAGGACAGACCUGCCGCCCGACUUCAAUCCGACUGUUUCUGACACCAUCAAGGCAGCACUUGAACAGCAGGCAGCGAUCAGAGGCUGCUGUAACUCCUUCUUCCUGGAGGUGGUGUCCAGGUUCUGUCUAUCAGAGGGGCAGAGGCCCGGAGAGGGAGUGGUGGAGCUGCUCUUCUCCUUACUUGUCUUUGCUAAAGGCGAUGUGUACAGGACCAGAGAGCUCACGCCCUUCCUGGAGUGUGUGGAUAACAGUCCAGUGGUGCGAUCUGUGCUGCCAAAACUGCUGCUGCAGUACAGUUUUGACCAGGUGAAGGGUCACAUUCAGAUCUACCUAAAGAAUCUGGAGGAGAAUCUUCUGACCAGAGAAGACCAUACUGAACUCUACCUGCUGUUUGUCAACUGCUUCCAGGACUCUCUGUUGUGCUCAGAAGCGAGAGAAGUGCAACAGAGCACAGAACAGCAAAGGCAAGAAGAAACUAGUUUCCUGAGCCGGAUGGCCAGUAAACAGACUCCAGACAGAAAAGAAGACCCAGCAGAGUUCCUGCUCAACAUCGCCAGGCUGAGAAUAUGCCUGAGCAAUGCUGCUCGGCUGCUGGGGAAAGCUGCACGUCAAGGCAGACAUGGAGUGGAGGCUCAGUACCUGCUGCAGGUGAAGGCAGUGUGUGAGUACUGUGGUAAUGACUGGCACAGGGUUUACCUGCUUCGAGCCCUCCACAGGCUCUCUGGUGUGGACUGCAUACUGUCCCUGAUGAACAAUCCGGCCUGGAGAUGGGUCUUCCCUGCUGAUCUACUUCGACUUCAGAGGUCGAUUCCAACCAACGUGGACCAGUUCCUCUGCUGCGGGACGCCUUACCGAGCUAUGAGAGACGCCGUGGCUCAUGUUCUGCUGGAAAACAGAUCUGACAGCUUCAUGACAGAAAUACAGAAGCUGAGAGGUUCUCAGAUCAGCCUCCUGGCCCUGGCCUUGUUCAGACAGGUCACCUGCCGCUACAAAUCACCUGAGGUCAACCUGCGUCCCUCCCCACAGGAGACGGCAAGACUGAAAGAACUCCUGAAAAACGUCAAGUUGUCAGAGGAGUUCGAGGCUUUCUGCGAUGCACUUCUGUCAAAUCAGAUUGGUGGACCGGCCUCAGAUCUCCACAUCAACAGAAAUCUUCCCCUUCAGAGACAAACACUGGAGCUGCUGGUCCAUCUGGACUCCGUGCUCCUCGGUGGAAAUCCUCUACUGGUUCCUCUUCAUCAGAUAGCAUCCCAGCCUCAGAACGUUACAAACUCCUUUCUGCCGACCAUGCCCGAUGAUCACACGAGUGAAGUCAGACAGUGGAUGAGCAGAGAGAGAACACAGAUGUACUAUUGCGCCAACAGACAUCCAUGCUUCGUGGGAGAGUGUGGUAGACCCGUGGUUAUCUCAAAAUGUGCAGACUGUGGACUUCCUGUUGGUGGGCAGAAUCACAACCCAGUUUCUGGAUUUACUAAACACAUGGGACAAAGUGUCGUCGAUCAAACUCGGACAGGACACAUAAUAGGAGAGGCCUGUCGGAGAUCUGAAGCUCCUGAAAGACAGAUGACUUAUGCUCAGUCCUGCAUCCUGCGGCUGCUUACACACCUCGCCAUGCUUCAAGGCGCUUUAAGAGAUAACAGAGGAGUCAGUAACAUGAUCCACCCCAGGCCCCGUGAUGUUCUCAACUUCCUGUGGGACCACCUUGAAAAGGACAUGACUGGAUUGGGGCAGGCGCUGGAUCAGAACAUGGACAACACAGCAGUUACUGUUCAUUUGAUUCUCAAUACCUGCACAAAGUUCUCUACAGGUUCCCAUGGCACGGGGCGGGAUCUGUCCUCCAGACAAGGACGGCAACAGUGGGAGAAGCUCGUCUGUGAUUCUGCCAUCAAUCCAGUACUUCAAGAUUUGCAGAAGAAUCUGGCUGAAGCUCAGGAAAGAAUCGGUGCUGAUGAUGGACUUGCUGGAAGUCCCCUGAUGAAUCUCCUUUACAGGGAUCCUGGGAAAAUCAUGUCCCUCCCCUCUGACUGCCCGACGCAUCGCUCCUCCUUCUGGACUCUUCCCGAGAUGAUGACAGUGGAGCGCUUCUCUCAGUUGGUGGGAGAACCUCUGGGACGCAGCUCGUUACCCCUGCUGGUCACGUUUCUCGAGAAGAUACACUGUGUGAGGCAGUUACAUCACCUACCUGAGCUGGCUGCUUUACAGUCGGACCUGCUGAGGGUGUUUCCUCUGACGUCAGACUCUACACCUCCGACUAUUGCACUGAUGUUACAGCAGAUACCAGCAGGACACCAGAAGAAGAUGCUGCUUGAGAGAGUGGAGACAUUCAUCAAGGUGUGGAACUGCCUCAGAGCCGAGUUGGCGAACAACUCAGCAGACUUGGGUGUGGAUGUGAACUUGUGUGAGAAGGAGGUGACAUCCGAGAGCUCCGGGGAGUUUCUGAUACCGUGUCGACACGGACCGGGGUCGUGUCUGCGAACCCUCGUAGACUUCCUGUUGGAGACUCACAACAGCCUGGUGAGAGCGGCCAGGAGCGUGAGCCUCCAGGAGGACAGUGAAUACAGCGUUCCUUUAGAGAGGAUAUCAGAAACCCAGCUGACCCUGUGCCACCCAGAAAGAGAGCUGCUCCCUCUGGUUUUAGCCCACUGCCACUACACCUUGAAGAAAGGUGGGGAGACAGACAGCAACUACGACCUGAAAGGCAUCCAAACCCAGCUGGCCCGCCGCUUCCUGGCUGGAAAACCUCUUAUCAAAGCGGACACCUCGAGGUACUUGAACAGACAUCUGCAGGAUUUCUCUGUGGUUCUAACUGAGGUCAGAAGCAAGAUUCAUCAGGAGCCGCUGAAGGGUUCGGUGAGCAGUGCCAUGAGAACGGUGCUGCGUUCAUACACAGAUGUUUGCGAUGCUGUGUAUGUGCUGGAGAUCGGCCUUCGCUUUCUUGGCAAGACGGGCGGGGAUCCUCAGGGGCCUCUUUUGUCCUACCUCACUGAUUCGCUGCAGAUGGACCCACAGAUUUCCAGCACUGUAGCCAAGGGUCUUGGAGAGAGCAAACUGGAACACAGCAUAUUCACCUGGCAGCUCUUGACUUGUUGGAAAUCUGAGCUUAUGCUGAACAGAAAACAAGACCCGUUUUGGAGGCUACCCUCAGAGUUUCAGCAGAGGCUCUCUGAAGAGCAGAGGAAAGGGCUGAAGGUGUUCCUCGCUCUCACAGAUGUUGACAUUUUCUCUUUGGAGCUGCAUGAAAUUCUGCUGUUGAAGACGAGCAACGCCAUGCCGGACGAGGGAUACCAGCCACACUGGGACAUCAGGUCCACCUUAGAGGUCCAUUUGGAGGGGAAAGACCUUCCACCUCUGUUGGGACUCGAGUCUUUACCAGAGGACAUCGCCCUCAGACAAGGGGCUGACGUGUGGAGGGCAGCUGUAGAGUUUAAAAGAAGAUAAAUGAUUUCUACAGACGGCUGAAUUAUUACUGAUAUUUUUCUUUUAUGUGAUUGUCGUUGUUGUUGAUAUUUAACUAAUGGGAUAUAUUUGUUAUAUUACGAUCGACUGUUUCAUUCCAUAUGCAAGGAUGCGUUUUGAUUAUCUGUGCAUUUCUGUGAUGUAAAUAUUGUAAAUGUAAAGUUUUGUCUUAUUUGUUAAAGGUUCAGAUUAGAGAGAGUGUGAUUGAGAAGAGAAGUAAAUACAUUUGAAGCAGACCUACUUUUAUCCAAUAUGUUAAGUUCAAUCUGUUAAUGAGGCGUCAGGGAACAAUCAAUUCAUUAAAUGUGAAUAAAUGUGUAUUCUCUGA